AUGGCCACACAUCCAUCCGAUUGCUUCUCUAUGCCCAGCAAUGUAACUUCCUUCUUAUCUCAGCAGCAGCAACAACAACAACUUCAACAUCCCACCUCCAUUAUCUCAUCUUCCUCUCCAUCCUCAACACAUCCAGACAACUUGCAAUCACUUGAUUCGGCUCUUUUGACAACUUCUUCAUCCUCCAUUUCCAGCACAAAUACUCACACUUCAAACAGUAGUACAUCCAGCAGUAUUAACACCAUCGGUAGUAAUAGCAGUAAUAGCAUUGCCGGUACAACAGUAGCCUCAACCACAACAUCAUCAAGCUCCCCAAGCAUAUAUCCUUCUAUCAAUACAACAACCGUAGACUCUCCGGAUCAAAUCAUUGAGCUUGUCAUGAGCCAGCUCGAAGAUCAAGGACCAAACCGUCUUUCCUCUACUUCUACAAUAACCAUCACCGGUAUUCCCAAAUCUCCGGAGCCUCUCGCAACUUCGUCUAAUGCUCUUGGAGCAUCAUCAUCAUCAUCAUCAUCAUCAUCAUCAUCAUCAUCUGCAGCAGCAGCAGUAGCAGCAGUAACCACAACUGCCAUCCAUGGUAGUAGUAGUAGUAGUAGUAGUAGUAGUAGUAACGACAGUGACAAUGGCAGUGACAGUAAUAACAUUAGUAACAACUCGUCAACACCCAGUCUCCCAGACUUUUCAUCAUCUUCUAGCAUAUCCUAUCACAACCUUGCUCCACCAGAUCGUGCCUUUUACGACUCUUCUUUUACUCCUCCUUCUUUAGGAUCACUCCCUCCUCAUGCAUUAAAAGACAAAUUAAAGUACAGUUUGACUUUACCUACUACGCAGCCCACAUCCCCUUCUUCUACUACUACCACUUCAGAUUCUUUCAUCUCGCUUCCUCAGAGAUCCCUCUCUUCCAUUUCUCCAACUUUAACUUCCCGCCCACCUUCAGAUGAUACUGUGACAAGUCCUUUCCGCACUGCAGCUCCAAUAUCAACAAGCCCUACAACAAACUCUGCUGCAUCUGCAGCUUUUGCUGUGGCCACAGAUUCUGAUAUGCCUCCACUAAAUGAUGGUGCUGCCGUCCAGCUCAACAAUAAAGGCCUCACUAUGCUGCCUCCAGAACUCUUUGAGACAAUGCGCUCUUCUGUUUCGAAGUUAAGUCUACAAUCCAAUCAGUUAUCAUAUCUACCUCCGGAAAUUCAAACAAUGAAAUUUAUGACGUAUUUAGAUAUUAGCUACAACCGUUUCACAGAGUUCCCUAGUGUGCUUACAAAAUGUCCUUCACUCAUUAUUUUAGACAUCAGUCAUAAUGAAAUUCAGUGUCUACCAAAAGACAUUGGCCACCUUGAUGGUCUUCGCAUUCUCUCUCUUUCACACAAUCGAUUCAAGUACAUGCCACCAGCUAUUCUUGAUAUGGUGGACUUAAUGGUUGUUCAGGUUGACGAAAACCCUUGGGUUUAUCCUCCCAAGGAAAUUAUUCAGCACCCAGACGCACAAGCAGCUGACCAAACCGAGUGGUUGGAUAUUUUGCGAACAUAUAUGGAAAAUAAUUUGGGAAAGAUCCAAAAGGAACUUGAACAAGAUUUAGAAAUGCAGCAGAAAAAGCAACAAAAGGCUCAAAAUUCUAAUACUUCGGAAUCUCAAGUUAGUGCUGCUGCACCACCACAACCUACAAUUGCAUCUUCCAACAACACUACGCCAUCUACACCUGCAAACUCUUUACAACCCACUGAAAUCCAUUCUAAGAUUUCUGACAUUGAAACGCUAUCUAGUUGGUUUAAAAACAAUGAGUCAUUUGAGGAUCCUCAAAGAAAAGAUGGCAUUGGGCCUUUCCUUGAUAAAGUCGAGCGUAAAAUGAGUAUUGCUGAGCAGCAGCAGCAGCAGCAGCAGCAGCAACAACAACAACAACAGCAGCAACAACAACAACAACAACAACAACAACAAGUAGCCACAUCUGCUCCAUCAAUUGCUACCUCAUCUUCAAGCACUUCGUCUACUUCAUCUUCCAUAACAGUUCCUUCAUCAUCUGGCACAUCUACACAAUCUUCGCGAGCUCUUAAGCGCAUGGGGUUUGUUGUCAAAAAACCAACUCGAGGGAACUCUCUAGAUAGUGAAUCAUCACGUACUGGGUUGACACUCCCCUCUCAAGGGUUUGCCACAACGGCAACAACAACAACAACUGCGGUUUUAUCUUCACCCGGCACCUCUUCAACUUCAACCCCACCUGUUCCAUCAACAGUAAAUACAACAACAUCUUCUUCAACUGAAUCAGUUAGCCAACCCAACUCUACGUUAUCACUAGCUGCAAUCAACACUUCUACUGCAGAUUUACCCAAAUCAGGAUACCCUGCGGUGCCUUUGUCUCCGGAAGACAGCCACCCACCUACCCCUUUAGCUGCAUCUGCCGUGCUGAGAUCUCCAUCUCGAAGGACUUCUCAGUCAAUCUAUUCCAUCAACUCACAUUCCCAUGACUUUGACUCUAUUCCGGAAUCGGGACAUAGUAGCAUUGGAAGCAGUGCCAGUAGCAGUGGGUUUGCCAUGGACCGGCUCCCCUCUUUUGAUGAAACUCCUUAUUAUCCGGCUACUACCGCUGCUUCAACAUCGACAUCCUCUUCAGCCGCAGCUCUACUUAGUGUCACUAUGGGGUCUACACCAGUCAUUUCACCUUCAUCUUCUAGUUCAUCAUUCCCGUCACUGCAUAAUGUGCAUACACCUACACAUUCUAUUUCUUCAAAUGGUGGCGGUGGUGGUAGCAUUUCAUCUCUUGCUUCACGUCUACGUACUAAUUCACAUUCGUCGCGUGAGCGUAGUCAUUCUUUAUCAGUAACAUCUUCUCCUGAAAAAGAGUCUGCUUCUGGGGCGUAUUUCCGACGCUUAUCUACAUUAACGGAGGAAAUCAAGCCUGUUUCUUCUUCGUCCACGUCAUCAGCAUCAUCCCCACUAGCUUUUGCCUCAGCCGUAGGGAAGUCUCCAGAACACACUGAGUGCCUUGAAGUUGAACGCCGGAUUGUGUUUACGGCUCGGACCAUUUUAUUUUCUCUUGUCGAGUUUCAGUCGAUUCUUCGUCGCUGCGCCAGACUAUGCAACGACAAAUCUAUUUCUGUAAAACUUUCAGAAUUACUUUAUUCAGGCCAAUCAUACAAUGACAACUUGGUGCGUGCGUUAGAACAGGAGGAAACGCGCUCGAGAUCUAACGAAGAGGUGUCUAUUGAAGAGUUGCAGUCAAUUACUCGUAAGAUUGCACAAACCUCAGUAACAUCAAUGAAACAUUUCCGGCAUAUGGCUCAGUUUUGCAGUGAUCAUUUAUUUGGAUUCACAUCACAUAUUGACAUUAAGUUUAUUCGAUGCUUGAUUCUGACUACGUUUGGAUCAUUCAAUGAGCUUUUUAAUAGUUGGAACACUCUGAAUGAGGUUGAAUGUCCUCCAAAGUAUCCUCCGUUGGCAGAUUCAACGCCAUCUUUAACGCCAAUUUCUCUUUCCCGCUCUGAUACAGUAAUGGCCAACAUGUCCAAGAGCCACCAAAGCCCACUGGCAAUGCCUUCUUCUUCAAUUUUUACUUCAUCACACCAUUCAUCUCCAACCACGCCAUCAGGGUCUGCUGCUCCCGGCGGGUUUGGAAUGAUCCAUACAAUAUCAGGGUCUUUACCCAGUCCUCAACUUUCAUCUACUUUUGCCGAGGCUGAUGAUGCACUGUACCAUGGGUUGGAGGCCGCGGCAGCCGCGGCAAAAACGCUUUUGCGACAACUCACAGAAACCUUGUCGAAGGAAUCGAGUGGCUCUAAAACACCAAAUGCUUCGGUAACUUCGCACGUUAAAAAUUUGUCACAUCGGUGUGUGGUUGGUGUUGAAGUUACACAGCGACUCAAAGAGCAACUUGAUAAUCUGGGGAAGGCAAGGGCGGCAGCAGCUGCUGCUGCUGCUGCCAAUUCUGGUGGAGGUGCUACUACUAAUGGCACAUCCACUCCGGGUGGUUUAUUCUCUUCUCAACCCAUGCUUGAUCUUACUGACCGGCGGCGGUUUUGGGACGACAUGAAUGCAUUUGUAAAGGGCAUGAUUGGGCUACUGGCUAGCACCAAGAGUGCCAUUACGGAUCUGCCAUAUCUCAAAAACACACAGAACCUAGCCACGUUAUCGAAACUGACAAAGGACAUUCCACCGCUGAUGGAUUCAUCGUCAUAUAAGCUUUUGAUGGUGUCUGCUGCAGUGUCUGCAGCAACUUCGAUGCCGAGCGUUUCGGCGUUAGCCGAUGGUAAGGAGCACUCUGCCUCUAUUUCAGGGCCAGUCAUGAGUACUGCCUCUGCUUCUUCAACAGCUCCAGCGGCCUCAGCCGAAACUUUGUCACUUUCUGGGCACCCGUCUUUUAUUUCUAUUCCAGCUUCUAUUAAUGCUAAUUUCCAGCAACAGCAGUUAUCUAUUUCUACAGCAGCGGCGGCGGCAGCAACCGGAGUUCCUGGGCCAGGAUCAUCUGGACUCCCCCCGCUAACUUUACCUAGAGUCCACUCUCCGGGACCUGUAACAGCACCUGCUGCACCGGGAUUUCACGAACUUACAUCACCAACAGCGACAAGUGGACAGUUUUUUCCACCACCAACAACUCCGCUUUCUGCAGUUCUUGGGCCUGCAGCAGCAGCUGUUGCAAUGCCAUCACCACCAAUCAAUAAGACUUUUGCCAGCUCGCCGUUUUUCCCACCUCAUGGGGCUGAUUUAUCUUUAGCGAAUACCACUAGUGGAGCACAACCAGUAACUACAAGCUCGUCCUCGUCUUCUACGGCUGCUACAAGUAGUGGAACAAUAGGUGGGGCCUCAGCUGCACCUGGGAUGGUGUCUAGCACAAGUGCCAGUGCCAUUUCGUCGCCAUUGAUGAUGCCUACUAUAAUGUCUGGACUUUCUGGGUACAAUAAUAAUAAUAAUAAUAAUCUGUUGACGCAGGCAGCAGUACAAGCAGCAGCAGCGGCCCAAGCGGCAGCGGCAGCGGCAGCAGCGGCAGAACUUUCUUCCUUGCCAUCGUCUUCUUCUUCUUCUUCUUCUUCUUCUUCUUCUUCUUCUUCUUCUGCAUUACCAGGUAUGACUACGAUUGAUGGCAACAUGUCUACGUUUUCGCUUGCGGAUCUAGGAUCAACGAUGGUAUCACCGACCAUGUCAAAGGCUUCUCUAGCAACGGCUGGAAUGCCUGCUACGGUGCCUGCGUUACCUGUAUCACAGCAGAUGGCGGCAUAUUUCCCAGUGCUUGCAGAUCAUUUACCUGUGAGCUCUGCUGGGGUUGUUCCACCAGUUGUGAGCCCAAGCAGUUUGUAUUUACAUCAGCAUAUGAGUAACACAUCGACUCAACAGCAGCAGCAGCAGCAACAACAACAACAACAAUUAGGACAUAGUGGUGCAGGAUCAGUACCGUUUGAUUCUUUACCACAGCAGUUACAACAACAGCUGCAACAGCAAGCAAGUAGAGCACCUAGUCGAGUACCAAGUAGGGCACAAAGCCGAGCACCUAGUCAAGGGCCUAGUCAGGGUCUCAAUCAAGGACCAGGACAAGGACCAGUUGUUACAGCACCAAGUCGUGGUCAUGGGCAUACUUUAAGUACAGGAUCUUUAGAGAGCAUUUCUAGUAAUGCGACUAUUAACAGUUCUGAUGGGAUUGCUGGUUUGUCUCAAUCUGUGGUGGACAUUAUGUCUGGUGGAGGUGCAACUGCUGCAAGUAAUAAUUAUGGGACUCAAAGCAGCAGUACUACUAAUAGUAGCAACAAUAGUGGGGUGCCCAAAACGCAUAGCCGGAACCAGAGUGGGAGUAGUAUGGAGGGGACUACUCGACGGCAUGGUCGACCUGGUAGUGCUGUUGUUGCUGGUGGUGGUGGUGGUGGUGUUAGUGUUGGUGAGAAUGAGGCUGGAGGUCCGAUGCCAUUUACGUUUGGUGGGUCUGCAGGAGUUGCGCCUGUAGUUGCUAGCACUGUAAGCAAUGUGAGCAAUACUAGUGUACGGAGUACAUCGAGUUCUGUGAGCAGUGGUAGUGAUGGUGUAUAUUCAAGUCAUGUUGGUCAUUCUCAACAACAGCAGCAUCAGCAGCAGUAA
Molecule: messenger RNA, 6051 nt
Organism: Magnusiomyces paraingens
Lineage: Eukaryota; Fungi; Ascomycota; Dipodascomycetes; Dipodascales; Dipodascaceae
Exons: 2
Coding region: 1-6051 (2016 amino acids)
Molecular function (GO): protein binding
Source: RefSeq, a predicted model, not a curated record